Molecule: messenger RNA, 3027 nt
Organism: Symbiodinium natans
Lineage: Eukaryota; Dinophyceae; Suessiales; Symbiodiniaceae
Source: the annotation of a GenBank genome assembly
AUGGUCAGUGCAGGGGCCAAGAAGACCUGUUACUACGAGCUCCUAGGUUUGGAUCGAAAAUGUGAAGCUGCGGAGAUCAAAGCCACCUACCGCAAGCUUGCGCUUCGCAUGCAUCCCGACAAGGCGCACCAAAAUGGAAUGUGCCCCGAAGAAGCAACGAAGCGCUUUCAGCAGAUUCAAGAGGCCUACUCCGUCCUGUCAGAUGCGCAGGAGAGGGCCUGGUACGACGCCCACCGAGAGCAAAUCCUCAGAGGCGAUGAUGGGCCCGGCGAGGACCCUUUCAAGACCAAGAUCAACCUAUACAAGUAUUUCAGCGUGUCCUGCUUCGAUGGCUUCGGGAAUGAUGCUCGCGGCUUUUACGCGGUGUAUGCCGAGCUGUUCGAGGCCAUCGAUGCUGAAGAGGAGCAGUGGGAGGAUGCUGAUGAAGAUCAUAUGGCCAUGCCUCCGUUUGGGCGUUCCGACACUGAAUGGGCCGACGUGUCAGCCUUCUACAGGCACUGGUUGGACUUUUGCUCCAGGAAGGCAUUUGGCCAUGCAGAUCAGUGGAACCCCAAGGAUGCCACAAACAGACAAGUCCGCAGAGCUAUGGAGCAGGAAAACAAGAAGGCCCGGCAGGCUGCAAAGAAGGAGUUCAAUGCAGAGGUCCGACAGCUGGUAAAGUUCGUGCAAAAGCGUGAUCCCAGAUAUCAAGCACGUCAGAAGCAGCAGAUGAAGGAGAACAUGGAGAAGUCUCAGCGUGAACGGGCAGAAAAAGACCGCAGAAAGGCUGAUGAGGCCAAGGAAAAAGAAGAGCGCAAGGCAGCGGCAAGACAAGCUGAGGAGGAGCGAUGGGCAGAAGCCAAAGCAAGAAAAGAGGAGCAAAGAGCUCGAGGCGAAGUUGUCAGUGAGGACGAUGAGGAGGAUAGCGAGGAGGAGCAAGUUGAAUAUUUCUGCGAACCCUGCAGAAAAAGCUUCAAGUCAGAGAAGGCUUUUGACCAGCACGCCAAGAGCAAGAAGCACUUGCAGGUGGUUGCGAAGCUCCGGAAGGAACUGGACCAGGAGUUGGAGGAAGAGGCGAGAGCGUCCAAGGCAAGCAAGGAGGAAGCCACGGAAGUCCCGCACGACCAAGGAGAGCCCAUGCCAGCCGAAGAAAGAAGAGAGGAGCCCGCGGAGCCCGCGCCAGCAAAGCUCCCGGAUGAGACUCGAGACAUGGACUCGGAGACCAGAGAGGACGAUGCCAACAGCGAGAGUGGAAGCGACAGCGAGGACAAUUUCCUGGCUCGCUUUGCUGCGCAGAAGCAGGGCAGCCGUGGCGGCUACCCGCAGCCUUCCAAAGAGAGCGAAAGCGACAAGGCAGAAGACAGCCCGGACGAGCAGCAAGAAGACAUUCGCGGGCGAAGGGUCAGGGCCUGGAUCAUGCCAAUUGCCGACAUCGACUACCGGGAGUACUUCACUGCUGAGAAGAUCGCUGACUUGAAGGAGUCGUUUGAUAGCUUCGAUGUUUCUGGAGAUGGGCGGAUCGGAGCCGAUGAGCUGUAUGGCAUGUUUAAGAAGCUGGGCACGAAUUUGACUCGCUCGCAGAUUCGAGAAGUCAUGCGUGAGGUCGAUGCAGACGGGAGUGGCGAAAUCGAGUUCGAGGAACUGUGUAUACUGGAAAUCAAGAUGGCGCGCUCCCGUCCGCGAGCGGAUCUUAUCGACUACCAGGACUAUCUCGACUGCAAAACCGUCCAGAAAUUGGAAGAGGCUUUCGACCGAUUGGACGUGGACGCGCGGGGGUUUGUAUCGGUCUUUGAGAUGAAGGGCUUGUUAGAGGCACAGGGCUGCAAGUCGACGGAAGAUGAAAUCGACGAAAUUUUGGGUGAGUUGAACAGCCAGGGAGAGUUGGACUUCAGCAGCUUUGCGGCAGCCUGGGCCAUUGCCAACCAACAUCGGAAGCACAUCAACUACCGUGAGUUCUUAGACAAAGACGAGGUCGAAGAGCUGAAGUCCCUUUUCGAGGAGGGUACUCUCCCAGGCCAGGGCUUCAUGGCGAUCUCGGAGCUGGAUCACAUCUUCCGGAAGAUGGGGUACCCCAUGAAGACCAAGCAGCUUCGGGGCUUGCUUCGGGACUUCGACAGCGACUCCUCCGGGGAGAUUGACUUCGAGGAGUUUUGUGUCAUGAUGCUGCGGCUCAAGUGUGCCAAGCAGGUUCGGUCGAUCAGCCCGGAGACGCACGACUGCCGGACCCUUUGGCUGGAAGAGGGCUUUACGGCCAUGGAGCUGCAAAAGUCCGGGUACAGCAUCGCGCACAUGAAGGCCGCAGGCAUCUCCGUCCGCCAGAUCCUGGCCGAGGCGGAGGUCACCGCCCUGGAGAUGCGCCGCUGCGGCUUCUCGGCGCAGGAGCUGCGCAAGGCGGGCAUGGGGGCCAGCGAGCUCCGGGCCGCCGGCUUCUCCCUGGCCGAGCUAAGGCUUGCUGGCUUCUCCCAUGCCGUCCUUCAGACGGCCAACAAGACCCUGCGCUCCUACCUGACGAAGGGAAACCUGACAGUGCUGCCGCAGCAAAAUCCCAAGUUCGACCCCAAGAGGAAGAAGCACACGCCUUUCAUGAAACUCUGGUGGGCACCCAAGACCUCAGAUGAUCCCAAACCAGUCACUCCACGCAUCCGAGAGCACACCGACUACCGACCCAAGUCAAAGUCUUCUCGCCCGGCUACCACAGGCUCAGCAGAGGUGGGGGACGACCCUUUACGGCAGCUUAAGAAGAGCAGCAAGAGGUUGGCCAUGCCCACGAGCCUGCUUCAAUCAAGUUGCAUAGGACAUGUGGCCAAUGAGGCUUUCCUGGGAACUGCCUCACCUGCCGAGGUCGGCGGGGGCAAGCCACGCAAGAAGGAGGUCGCCGAGCUCUCUGCCAAGGAUGGGCCUAUUCCCGAGGGCAACGUCUGCGGCGUCUGCGGCGAGGAUUUUGGCAGCCGAUCAGCCAUGUUCAAGCACAUCAAGGCAACAGGCCACGCCAUGCUCAAGCCUCUUGUGGCGGAAGAGCCCGCCAAGGGCAAGAAGAAGCGGAGGUAG